ACGUGACAUGUUCUUGUUUUGCGCAUCCAGUUCCCGGCACAGCCUUUGGACUGGACGACUUCUCCCAAUAUCGCGGUGAAAAUGGGGACACCUGAGAACCUGUCUGGCGGUACAGGUGGGCGAAGGGAGCCCCUCAGAUUUGACCAGGAUGCGUCCGCGACGGCCGUGGACAUGGACACGGCAAUUGUACUUCUCGGAGCCGGGGUGACAGCUAUCACACACCCGCUGCUGUACGUCAAACUGCUCAUUCAGAUUGGACAUGAGCCCCUCACCCCAACUGUCGGAACCACCAUGUUUGGGAGGAAAGUAUUGUACCUACCUGGAUUCUUCUCCUAUGCACAGCACAUCGUAAGGGUUGAUGGAAAGAUGGGACUCUUCCGAGGUCUAUCCCCUCGUAUAAUGUCCAGUGCCAUCUCCACCAUGGUCCGGAGUAAAGUCAAACAGGCCGUCCCAGCAGAGCAGGCGGAGCAUGUAUCGAACAGAGACGACUUGAAGACCUCCCUCAGGAAAGUGAUGAAAGAGACCUCACAUGAGAUGGUCAUCCAGUGCCUGUCCAGAAUAGCCACUCAUCCCUUCCAUGUGAUCUCCGUGCGAUGCAUGGCUCAGUUUGUGGGGAGAGAAGUCAAGUACAGGGGGCUGUUCAGCAGCAUCACCAAAAUCUUCAACGAUGAGGGCAUUGGGGGAUUCUUUGUGGGGGUUGUGCCCCAUGUCCUGGGUGAGGUCAUCUUUCUGUGGUGUUGUAACCUCCUGGCCCACUUCAUCAACACCUACGCCGUGGACGACAAUUUCAGCCAAGCCCCAGCAGUGAGAAGCUACACCAAGUUUGUGAUGGGGAUUGCAGUGAGUGUGUUGACGUACCCAUUUAUGCUUGUGGCAGACCUAAUGGCAGUUAACAACUGUGGGUUGGUGGCUGGUCUUCCCCCUAACUCUCCCAUCUUUAAGUCCUGGGUCCACUGUUGGGCUCAUCUGAGCCACGAGGGCCAUCUCUUCCGAGGAUCCAGCUUCUUUUAUCGCCGCGUGCCUGUGACAGGGAUGGCUUUGACUGAGGAGUGAUAAAAUCAACCACCGCACAACCUGUGCCACUGUUCUCCUUCCUAACCGGUACCUCAGUGAGACCAAUGUACAACCACCCCCUCACCUUAAACCCCCCAGUGGAUAAAGCCGGAGCAGCAUGUUAUCAAUGGGCUAGGUGUUUUACUGAAGUAAAGUUACUUACAAAUGAAGAGUUUUGUUAAUCUUGUUUUUAAUCUAAAUAAUAAUGUAGCCACUCAAAAGUAAGAGGUCGGAGGAGUGAGACUUAAUGUGAACAAAUCAAAAUUAUAUCCAAUAUAUUUUGUCUUGGUUGAAUGCUGAGGGUAUAAUCUCCUUUUACUAUACCAGCAAAGUUGCACUAUUUUUUUAUUUAUUAGAAUCUAUGACUUAAUUUUGCAAUAUUUAUAGGCCACAGUUUAAUUAAGUUCUAUGUAGGCUUUAAAAUUGGAUAGUUGAUUUCCAUCUAUUGGAAAAAAUGCCAAAUGUUUAUUUUUCAAAGGGUCUCACUAGUAGUAGCAUGAUAUAUGGUUGCAUUCGAAAGUGCUAAUUUGCCUUCUAUCAGAAGUGCUUUACCCAAUAAUUAUACCUAUUCACAAACACCAUAAGCCCACAAAAACUGGAGUGCUCUCCAGUGAUGCACUGAUAUGACUUUUUUUGGCCGAUACCAAUAUCCAAUAUUUUCCUUGCCAAAAAAAACGAUACCGAUAUUUUAAGAAAUUAGCGGCCUUUUAAGCACUAGUACAGGUAAAUAGUUAACACACACACAUGGACGUGGCGGUCUAAGGCACUGCAUCUCAGUGCAAGAGGUGUCUACAGUCCCUGGUUCGAAUCCAGGCUGUAUCACAUCCGGCCGUGAUUGGGAGU
Messenger RNA from Oncorhynchus gorbuscha (pink salmon), 1896 nucleotides. RefSeq names its product mitochondrial carrier homolog 1-like. The transcript has 12 exons. Gene Ontology annotation, biological process: positive regulation of apoptotic process. Lineage: Eukaryota; Metazoa; Chordata; Actinopteri; Salmoniformes; Salmonidae. Gene Ontology annotation, cellular component: mitochondrion; membrane. Bases 82 to 1053 code for a protein of 323 amino acids. The record is from RefSeq and is a predicted model, not a curated record.